AUGGCUGACUGGUUGGCACUGGGGCCAUCGCAUGGGGAGUUCGAGCGGGCUGUGGGACAGAUGCAGUGUGGGCGAGCGGCUGGGGAGGACGGGUUUAUGGCUGAAUACCUUAAGUAUGGGGGUCCUGAAGUGCAAGAGGUGGUGUUCCAGGUGGUGAAACGGACAUGGGAGGCAGCGCAGGAAUCGGACGAGGGCUUGGAGGCGGAGAACUGGCCGUCGGCAUGGCGACAGGUAUCGCGACGUAUAGCAGAGGAGGUGGCGAGGACUAACUGCGACGAGGUGGUGCUUAUACGUUUCUUCGACAUACAGAAGGCGUAUCCUCGGGUCCCGGGCUUGGAGUGGGAAUAUAAGGUGGAUGGUCGCCUGACGAAACGUCACAUAGUGCGGGCGCAGGCAGGUACGGAGACUGCUACUGUGGUUUUGGGUGACUUCGGGUACGCGGAUGAUACGGGCAUCGUGGGCACAGCGGAAGAAGUACCUAGGUCCGAGCGACUUUUUGGAGAAGUGUUAAGGGAUUGGGAGGAAACAUUGCAUCCGGAUAAAACAGAGGGUCUGCGCAUUUCUGGGUCGGGGAGACAGGCGACGGAUGUGCGGUUUUUGGGUGAGGGGUCGGAGGUUAAGCAUGUGGGUGGCUGGGUGGCUGAAAACGGGAGGCCGUGGGAGGAAACUAAGCGGCGCAGGGCGGUUGUCGCGCAGAAGAUCGCGGUCACAGCAAAGAGCUGGAACUUCGGUGGUUCAAGCGAGCGUCGGCGGCAGUGUAAUGCCGAAGCAGAUGCUAUUUGGUUGGUGGAAGGGCAAGAGCAUCAAGUACAAUACGUGGAGCGCGCAAAGUCGUUGGUUGGAGCGUGGCGGCCUGGGGACAGGCUGCCUGAUAACGCGCCGGAACGGGAAGUGGCCGAGGAGGACAGGGUGCAGGAGCCUAAUGCGGAUAUAGGAGACGAAGGAUCUGGGGAGGAGGAGUUGGUGGACCGGGCAGGGCAGGUGCCGGUGCAGGCGCCGGGGGCAAUGGUCACGCCGGGAGUUCGGCAUUUGUACACGGACGGGUCGGGCGGGCCAGAUAACCGGGCAGGGUGGGCGGUGGUUGUUUUUGAUGCCCCACCCAACAGGCCGGCGGAGGCGGACUACACUUUGUUUGGGCCGGUGGUCUUGGAUGAAUGGGAUCCGGUGUUUUUGGGGGCCGAGGUAGGCACGAACAACACGGGGGAACUCACAGCGAUAGGCGAGGCGUGCGUUUGGUUGUGGGAAAAUAGGGAGGAGCGUACGCAGGAUGGACAAGUGGUGCCGGCAGUCAUACACUACGACUCAGAGUACGCUAGGGAUUUGGCAGUUCGGGCGGCGGCCCCGCGCAGUAACCAGCGCUUGGCGGAGAGCGUGGCAUCAUGGGUGGAGAAAGUUAGGUCGGUGCGACCUCUGGAAUUUCGGCAUGUCAAAGGACAUAGUGGCGACGUGGGCAACGAUGCGGCGGACAAAUUCGCAAAUAGGGGGCUGGCGGAGCGACGUGCGGCGAAGGCGUCAGCUCCUCCACCACCCCCUCCGGUCCCGGCAAUGCGCGAGGAGGAGGCGGCGGAGGGACAAUUAGGCAUUUACGGCGGUGUCGCGGGUCCGAACUGGCGAACCGUACGUGUCGCCGCU
Messenger RNA from Symbiodinium pilosum, 1632 nucleotides. The record is from the annotation of a GenBank genome assembly. NCBI's taxonomy places the organism in Eukaryota, Dinophyceae, Suessiales, Symbiodiniaceae.